Messenger RNA from Prunus armeniaca (apricot), 510 nucleotides. Lineage: Eukaryota; Viridiplantae; Streptophyta; Magnoliopsida; Rosales; Rosaceae. The record is from the annotation of a GenBank genome assembly.
AUGAUUGUGGGCUUUGCUGUUAAUGGGCACGCAGAGGAACCUCAUGCAGAAGGAAGGGUUCAAGGCAGAGGGGCUCAACUUCACUGGAGCUUUUACGCAUGCAGCCAAGCCGGUUUAGUCAAUGAGGGGCUACAUUACUUUGAUAACAUGAAGAGAAUUCACAGAAUAACCCUGAGAAUUGAGCAUUAUGGGUGCAUAGUUGAUCUGUAUAGCCGUGCAGGGAUGUUGGAAGAUGUCUUAAAUGUAAUAAAAAACAUGCCAAUGAAGCCAAAUGAAGUUGGGGCGGGUUCUUUGCUAGCUGCAUGUAGAACCAAUGGGAAUAUCAGUUUAGCUGAAAGAUUAAUGAAGUACCUCUAUGAGUUGGAUCCUGGUGUUGAUUCCAACUAUGUACUCUUAUCCAAUACAUAUGCAGCGGAUGGAAGGUGGGAUGGUGCAAGCAAGGUUAGUAAGAACAUGAAAGCCCUCGGAAUACAAAAGAUGCCGGGGUUUAGUUCAGUUGACAUAGACUAA